This is a messenger RNA of Cuscuta epithymum, 5113 nucleotides long. The record is from the annotation of a GenBank genome assembly. Lineage: Eukaryota; Viridiplantae; Streptophyta; Magnoliopsida; Solanales; Convolvulaceae.
UUCUUCCGGGCAUCCCUACCCGUGAGUCACUGACUCACGGGUAGGAGGAGUCACUGACUCCUCCUACCUACUGCACUGGAAUCCCCCCUUGGCUGAAAAAAUCCCGCCCCGCCGGAACUUAUGCGUAUCCACGUCUUAUAGUAUCAAGCCGUGUCUGAGACCUACGACCCAAUACCGGUCAACCAUUCGCCACGCCGCCGCCACGUUUGAGUGCGUCGUAACGCUCCUUCAAACGCCCUAGCUUUGGCGCGCCACUGCUUAAUAGGUGGAGGGGCAUACUGUCAGCAAUGGAGGCAUGUGCGAACCGGAAGGAGAAGAGGAAAGUAGCAAAAAAGGACAAGAGGAAGCAAAAGAGGAGGGAGGUGGCUGAGAAGUUACGAGCGGAGGAAGAGGCCAGCCUUCAUGAUCCUGAGCAGCAACGCAGGAUUCAGCUCGAGGAGGAGGCAGAGAAGCAGCGGCUAGAGAGAGACAGGAAGGAAUUUGAGGAGAGAGAGAGGCUAUUUCUCGAGGAAUUAGGUCGCAGAAAAGCACAGGAGGAGGAAGAGCGAAUAAGAGCUAUUGAAGAAGAAGAGAGGUUGAAACAAAUUAAGGCUGAAUGUGAAAAUGAAGAAAAUGAUAAUGAAGAGUGGGAAUAUGUAGAAGACGGACCUCCUGAAAUUAUAUGGCAAGGAAACGAGAUAAUUGUCAAGAAGAACAAAGUUCGAGUAAAAAAGCAAGCUGUGGAACAUCUGGCAAUUAAAGAGGGUCCUAGGCCAACAUCAAAUCCUUUACCUCCAGAACCUGAUGGAUACGUUAAUGCUUCUACGAUUUCAGCACAAGGACUUUUGGAAGAUGUUGCUCAACAAAUCCCAAAUUUUGGGACAGAACAAGACAAAGCUCAUUGUCCUUUCCACAUCAAAACGGGAGCUUGUCGGUUUGGGUCACGUUGCAGCCGGAUUCACUUUUAUCCUGACAAAUCAUGCACACUACUUAUAAAAAACAUGUACAACGGACCUGGUCUUGCCUGGGAGCAAGAUGAGGGGCUUGAGGUCUGUUAUGAAGUCUUCAUGUGGCUCAAAACAGAACUACUGAUCUGAAACAAUGGAGGUACAUGGUUCUCACACUGGUUGGGUUGAAGGCUAAAAAUGCACAGAUGAGGAGGUUGAAAAUAGUUAUGAAGAAUUUUAUGAGGAUGUGCAUACUGAAUUUUUGAAGUUCGGGGAGAUAGUAAAUUUUAAGGUAUGCAGAAACACUUCAACUCAUUUGCGGGGGAAUGUCUACGUACACUAUAAAUCAUUGGAUUCUGCAUUGCUUGCUUAUCGCUCUAUUAAUGGUCGUUAUUUUGCUGGAAAACAGAUUACAUGUGAAUUUGUUACCGUGACAAAAUGGAAGGUUGCCAUAUGUGGGGAGUUUAUGAGAUCGAGGCUUACGACAUGUUCUCGUGGAACAGCAUGCAAUUUUAUUCAUUGUUUCAGAAACCCUGGCGGAGAUUAUGAAUGGGCAGAUUGGGAUAAACCACCCCCGAAGUACUGGAUUAAAGAGAUGUGUGCUUUGUUUGGCUAUUCAAAGGAGUUUUUCUAUGACAGGAGAGUUGAGCAAGAAGAUUCUGAACAUGCAGCUGAUGUAUACAGGCAUCACUCGGAAAGAUAUCAGGCAAGAGAGAGUCGAAGGUCUCGAUCAAGGGAGAACAGGAGUUUGAGAAGUCAUAAUAAGGAACGUAAUGUUCGAAGUAAAGAAAAAGUCGGCGGACUCAAUUGUCUUCUUGAUGACAAAAGAUGCAAAGAUGAAAAAAAUUCAAGAUCAAACCAGUUUCAUCACCAAAACAUAGGCGACCUGAACCUCCAUGAUGAAACCCGUAAAAGAUCAAGACACACCCUGUCUGAACAAAAACACUCCAAAGACUUUCAUGAUGAUAAUAAGUUCAGAAGUAGCAGCAGCGAUUCUGAACACGGUUCACCGUCUAAAGAUCACCAUGAUAAUGUAUACCACAAACAUAGUGCACAUGGUACUGAUAGAAGUGGGGAUAACAGGAAAGAUAGAAUCCGAGCAAACCGGAGGAAAUCCUCAAGGUGUUUGAGUGAUGAUAGCUCAAUCUGUGAUGCUAGAAGAACUGAUGAUGAUUUCGAUUUUGAUUGUGGGUAUGAGGAAUGCAUAUCUUACCACACUGGCAAAAAGGCUGACGAAAGAGGGCGGUGGGACCCUGACACAGGAGCCACUGGAGACUAUGGUGUGAAGCAUUUGGAAUCUGGCAAGAGAAGUAAGAAGCGCCACAGAAGUCAUCAUCAGCACAGCAGAAACGAUGAAGGCAGUUCUUAAGUACGUCGUUGUUAGUGCCUUGAUAUUUCAGUGAAGAAAAUCAGGUCUGAAUUGGCAGAGAUAAGUAUCUACCUAUCCAUAUGAUAGUCUCGCUUUAAUGUCUUGAAUGUAAAUAUAUUUUGGCCAAUGUGAUAUCUUUUUUUCCUAUCGCUUGUGCCUUGUGGGUUAUACUCUUCGCAUGUUUCAAAAAAACUUGUGUUAGAGGCUCUCAUCCUCAGAGGUAUCAACCCGUGAGGCUUAUCACUUUUUCAAACUGGUAAUUUUUUUAUUUUUAGCACGUUAAGUGUUAUUUUUGAGCUUAAAAUUGUCAGGUCUCGCAGGAACACAUUCUCAGGUGAAAUUAGGUGUUUUGUGAAAAAUAUUACUACCUCCUUCCCGUUGGAAUGUUCCCAUAGCAAAACGACACAGUUAUUUAGACAAUAAUUAAAUAAAGUACUUCGAGUAUAUUUUGAGACAUAAUUUUAAUAGGUAUAUAUUAUAAUGUAGUUAGUACUGAUAAUUGUGAUGUUAUAGAUGUAUUAUUUUUAAUAUUUAAUUAUUUAAUUUAUCACUUAAGAUCGUUAAUUGUUUCCUGAAAUGGAAAUGAGAACCUUUAUAUGAGACGUUCAAAAAAGGAAAGUGAGAACCUUCUAAUGGGACGGCCGACGGGGGAGUAUUUUUUAACUAUUAUCGGGAAAAUUGUCGACCUUUAUUUUUAAAUGUAUUACCGCUAAAAAAUCAAUUGAGUCCUUGCCAAAUUUAUGUGUUAGCAUCACCUCUGCCACUGCAUUUGUGAUGCCCAUAUCCUCCAACCAGAAUUUUUAACUUCUAAUUAAUACAUUUCCUACAUUUCAUUUUGAAAAUAAAAAUACGGGAGUAUUAAAUAUUUGUUUGAAUGGAAGUCAUUCUGUCUAUUGCAUAUCCCUAGAGUAGUAGAGCCAGAGACCUUAGAAUCCUGACAAAAUAAUACAGAGCAAUACAUUUGCACAAUAACACUCAUAUCUUGAUCUGAAAUAGCAUAUGAAUAAGGCUCUACAAAGUUAUCCUCAAAAUAAGCUUAAUAAAAGAAAUAAAUCAAUAGUUUAUAUCCUGAACCAACAAAGUUCACAUAUUCCUAACAUAUUCCUACUGAAUAUAAACUCUCAGAAAAUCCAAUAACAAAUAGGAAGAAAAAAAGUCAAUGACUUUCAAAUCACAAAAGCAUUAAUAUAACGGCAGUUUACUUAGAUUAAAAAAAGAAGUUGCCACUUUCCCACUCCUUGAGUAUUUGGCCCUGUAAAAUUUCGUAUGAAGCUCGCGCAGUAGGUGAUAGCCUACUCAAAUCAAGAUUCAUAAUGCGUUCUUGAUCGGAUCUUUUUUGGGCUCUCUCUCUUUGCUCUUGCUCCUUGAGCCUCAUCUCUUGAUCCUUCAACUUCAAUAGAUGGGAUUCUUCCUUCAGUUUUUGAUUGUGCUAUUUUAACUCUAUCUCUCUUUUCAUCAAUUGCUCUCUAAAUGCAUACUCUUUCUAUUGGUGUUCCUUCUUUAACUCCAACUCUGCUGUACUAAGCUCAAUCUGUCUAUCUAAUGAGCACUGUAAUUUACUCAGAGUUUCUAAUUUCUAUCACCCCAUUAUCUGUGCUCAACUUCCGCUUUCUUUCUUUGCAGCUUUUCCUUCCUUGUGGACGAAUAAUUUCAUCGCAUUUCACUUGCUCAGGUUCCAUAGAACAAUUGGUAGUGUUGGGUGAUGUGCCUUUAUCUGCCACUGUUGUGUUUCUGUUGGUUAAAGAAUCUUUAUCAGAUGGGCAACCCUUUGUAAGCUGAUUUGUAGACCAUUUUGGAUUCUUUAUCAACAAUUCCCAACAAUGAAGAAUUUUGAACUCUUUCUUCUUCUUAUCACUGAAAAGUGUUUCGUACAUAUUCAAAGCCUUUUUUUUCUAGCAAAAAAAAUAAGAAUCACAUCAAAUAUAAUAUAUAAUAGUUGUGUUUCCUUAUAGAUAAGUGAAAAUAGUAUAAUGAACAAACACUUACCAUAUCUUCACAGUUUGAACCACUUUGGGGAUGCCUUGCAAGUUUUUCAUAAAUUCCAUGAAACUUGUUGACCGCUUUCUGAAUUUUUUGCCAGCGACAUUGUACACUAUUACUGUUUCUGGGAUUAUUGCAUUUAUCUCCCAUGUUGUCCCUCCAAACUUGUAAGAUCCUCUCCCACAUAGCUGUCUGUUUUUUAUUGUUACCCACAUCAGGAUCCAUGGAAAUGCUCAGCCAUGCUUCUGUUAACGUAACAUCGUCUUCUGAACUCCAGUAGUCUCUCUUAGCAGUUGAUGAUUGAGAGCUGUUGAGAUUAUCAUGGACAUUUUUGGUCUUCUUUUUCCCUGCUCCAUGUGUACUUUGUGUUUGAGUGCUCUCAAUUGAAAUUAUAGGAGUGUUUAGAAGAUUUUGGUAAGAGAAGUGGGGGGCAUAUGAAGGAGGAUAUGUUCCAUUCAAUGAAUUAAACUGAUAUGGAGGCUGAAAGGGAUGGCUUAUUGGAGUGAAUUGAUUUGGAGUUUGGCUUGACAUGUUAGGAUGGUUGGAGUGUUGGGAGCUUGAGAGCUGAAUAGUCCGUGGAUCCAUGUCAAAACUGUACCUGUGCAUAAUGAAUAACAAAACUAUAGAAUGAUUGUUGCCUCACAAAAGAGUUAAAUUCAUGUAAGCAUAUGAACCCUCCUUAGUCCUUAUAAUAUUGUUAGUUUUGCUUUUCCUGACCGUUGUUUGUAGUUUCAAAAAAAUUGCAAGUCACCUUUAACUCAAUGAAACUUUUAGCUAAUCACAUAUUAGUUAGUAAUAGUUCCAAUAACCUUUAACUCAGGUUCCAUACAUAAUUAGC